Molecule: messenger RNA, 957 nt
Organism: Ceratitis capitata (Mediterranean fruit fly)
Lineage: Eukaryota; Metazoa; Arthropoda; Insecta; Diptera; Tephritidae
Gene: Prosbeta7
Product: proteasome subunit beta type-4
Exons: 3
Coding region: 91-891 (266 amino acids)
Cellular component (GO): proteasome core complex
Source: RefSeq, a predicted model, not a curated record
CUGUCAAACAAUAAUUUCAUGUCAUCGUUCACAACUUGCAUUUCAUCGUUUCUGCUUAUAAAAUUUAAUUUGAUAUAAUAAUAUUUCAAAAUGUAUUCUCACAAUAAUAUCUUUCAAACGGAAUUGUGGAAAGGAGGGCCAGCUCCUGGACAAUUUUAUAAUUUUCCCGGAACGAACUACAACAAUAGUAACGCCGGUGGUUUCACAGCUCCUGAUCUAUUUGGGUCCAAACGUUCAUCAUCACCGAUUACUACAGGCACCUCAGUGAUUGGAGUGAAAUUCGAUGGUGGCGUUAUGAUCGCUGCCGACAAUCUCGUCUCUUAUGGCUCUUUAGCACGAUACCAAGAUGUCCAACGUGUUUUCAAGAUUAAUGAAAAAACUAUUAUCGGUGCUGGUGGGGAUUUCGCCGAUUUUCAGAGCCUUAAAAGAAGUAUAGAUCAAAAGAUGGUUGAAGACAUGUGUUAUCAAGAUGAUAUUGAUAUGAAACCCAAGUCGCUUUACAAUUGGUUAACACGCAUUCUUUAUAAUCGUCGCAGUCGUAUUAACCCAUUGUGGCUGGAGAUGGUUGUUGGCGGUAUGCAAGAUGGUGAGCCAUUCUUAGGUCAUGUUGAUCUUCGUGGGCGCGCUUAUGAAGACGAUGUUGUUGCAACUGGCUUUGGCAAACAUUUUGCUUUGCCAUUGGUACGUGAACAAAUUUCAAAUGGAGAAGUACUCACCCUAAAUCAAGCAUCACAAGUGCUGCGAAAAUGUAUGGAAGUUUUGUACUAUCGCGAUUGCCGUGCUAUAUCCAAAUAUUCCGUGGCAGUUUCCACAGCUCAAGGCACUAUUGUCCAAGGACCUUUCGAAGUUAACCAAAACUGGGCACUCGCUACUAUGAUUAAGGGCUAUUAAAUAAAAAUAUAUAUAUAUAUACUUAUUACUAAACGGAAAUAAACAAAUUAUUAUUAUUUUCUAAAC